CGCGACGAUAUGGAAAAAUAUUGUGAAAGAGAAAAAAAAGAUUAAUUAAGUUGAAGUGUAAAUCGAUAAAAGAAAAUACUGUGUAGAGAAAAAAAAACUAUUUUUAACAGCAUUUCAUGUAUCGCAAAUUCUUAUAGCAACGAGAAAAAUUAUUUUUGGAUUCAGGAGCUUUUUGUUUACAUUUGAAUGAAAGCAGAACGAAACAUCGCGUCGCACAGCAGUGUUCGAGCAGACGGAAGAUUAUUUAUUCAUACAUUGCAAAGAAAUCAUCUGAUAAAAGAAUCUCUCUAUCUCUUUUCACAACCAACAGUAAUAGUUAAUGACGGUUUUACACCGCACAUCAUCAUCAUCAACAGAAUCAUAAAAUAAUCAUCAUCAUCAUCGAUACUUUCCAUAACAAAAAUAAUAAGAGUGUCUAAUAAUCUGUUAAUAUUAAUCUUAAUUAUUUGUUAAAAUAUUUUAAAAAAAAAAAGAAAAAAGAUUUCGUGAAAAUAGUUUUUAAAAUAAUAAAAAAAAAAAAUAAGUUUUUAAAAAAAUGACGACACCACGAUGGACCAAAAACGCUUAUGUCAAAUUGAUAUUAGCAAUUCUAGUGAUUGUCUGUAUAAUAGUUGCGUUUGUUUGGCUAAGUAAUUCAUAUUCAUUACUCGGAGCGAGUUCGUUAUCAUCGCAGAGUAGCGAGAAAGAAGAGCUUAGUAAAACUAGCAAUCUUAAGUCGCUUGUGGAAUCGUUUCUCAAAGAGCAUCCCGAAGCCUUAAAAACAUCACAAGAUGAAGAUAGUCUUAAGCUUUUGGCAUUACUUAAUUCCUCGAUGCCAGCAAUACUCCAAAAACUGCCAGAUAUGAAAGAAGUUACAGAGUUUUGGAUUGUAUAUCCAAAUAAAAUUGAAGUGCCAUUGCAUAAAGACGAUUUACUGUACGAGUCCAAUCGAAAUACUUCCAGUGCAUUAAUUUUAGAUAAUAAAUAUCCUCACCACAAAACUGGUCAUUAUCGUAAUAAAUCAAAGAAAAUUUGGGAUCCACAUCCACGGUACGAAAUUAAUGCUAAUGGACACAGCUUUGUGCUAAAUUUACGUCCCGAGUCCGAUUACGUUGCGCCAAAUCUCGAGGUCAGCCAUGUAACACACAACAGUAAUUUGAGGAGGAAAGAUGAGCAGCAAGAGCAUAUUGAGCAGAAAGAAUGUCAAUAUAAUGGCACAAUAGAAGGCGAUGACAAGGCGCGUGUUGCAGUAUCGCUAUGUGAUGGAAUGCAAGGCUAUUUUCGCACGUCGAAAGGAUCAUACUUUAUUGAGCCGAUUGAGGAAUACGUUGACGAAAAUAAAAAUAUUCUCCAUCUGUUAUACAGGCAUCCGCCAGUGGAUGGUAAUGCUGAGAAAUGCGAUGUGACAAAUUCACAUGAUCAUCACGAAACAGAAUCAGAAACAAACGAAGAAGUUGAAUUGAAAUUUUUAAAUGAUAAAACGAAAAAUGCUCAUUUGGUGCACAGAGUGAAACGAAGUAUUCAUAACCAUCAACAUUUAUCACCGUACCAGCAGCAAUUGCAGAGACAUCGUCAGCGGCAGCAGCAAUAUGAGCAAUAUCAAAGAGAAUUACGCGAACGAGAAAUGCGCGAGAGGCAACGAACAAGAACAAAUACGAAUUAUAAUCGAGAUGCUCGACAAUAUCAGGCCAUGAUGCAGCAACAACCACAACAGCAGCAGCAGUUUAAUAAUAACAUGUAUCAUUAUCAGCAUCAUUAUCAAAAUAGUAUGCAUCAUGUGCAGCAAAAGAAUUCGGAUGAGAAUAAGGAAUAUACCAUAGAAGUAUUAGUAGCUGUAGAUAAGAAAAUGCAAGAGUACCAUGGCAAGAAUCUUAAGAAUUAUGUGCUGACAUUAAUGUCAGUGGUAUCAAGUAUUUAUGCUGACGCUAGUAUUGGAAACUCCAUAAAGAUUGCCGUAGUGCAUAUAAUGUAUAUUGAGCAAGAUUUAGUUCCAGAUGCAAGUUAUGUUAACGCAGGUGUGGGCGUCUCAGCGUCGAGUAUGCUGGUGGAAUUCUGCCGAUUGAAGCACACUCACGAUUAUCAGCAUGAUACGGCAUUGCUUUUAACUAGGGAACAAAUUUGUCGGGUUGCAAAUCAAAAGAAAUGUGAUACAUUAGGUUUAGCUGAAUUAGGUACAAUGUGCAAGCCAAAUUCUUGUGCUAUUGUUCAAGAUAAUGGCUUGUCUGCCGCCUUUACAAUCGCUCAUGAAUUAGGACAUGUCUUGAACAUGCCACAUGAUGAUGACAAGAAAUGUGAAAAAUAUCGAGGCAAUGGAACUCAUAAGCAAAACAUCAUGUCACGCAUGUUAGAUCAUAACACUCAUCCGUGGUCGUGGUCAAAUUGCUCGCGACACUAUGCCACCGAAUUUUUAGACCGUGAACAAAGCUCCUGUUUAUUGGAUAAGCCACACCGUAAUAUGAUUGAGAAAUCAGGCAAUACAAUGUUAGCAGGUGAAAAGUUUACUGAUGAUCAGCAAUGUGAGCUCGUGUUUGGCCAUGGAGCAAGAAUUUGCUCGUACAUGCCUAAAUGCAGUCGAUUAUGGUGUAGUCAAAACAAUCAAGAAGAUCAUGGUUGUCGUACGCAACAUAUGCCAUGGGCUGAUGGAACAACGUGCGGUGAGAAUCAAUGGUGUCAAAAAGGUGAAUGCGUGACUAGAAAUCGAUCGGCAUUAGCACCCAUUCAUGGAGGGUGGGGAGAAUGGAGCGAGUUUGGUGAUUGUUCGAGAACAUGCGGUGGAGGCGUUCAAUCGGCUGUCAGAAAAUGUGACAAUCCAACACCGGCAAACGGUGGAAAGUUUUGUGUUGGACAAAAAAUUCAGCAUCGAUCGUGCAACACACAAGACUGUCCCGAUGAUAAGAUUGAUUUUCGUGCUGAACAAUGCAGUCGCUUUGAUAACAAUAAAUUUAAUUUGGAGCUGCAACGAGACGCAAAAUGGUUGCCAAAAUACGGUCUCCCAGAAAAAGAUGAAUGCAAGCUAUUCUGUCGAUUGGAAGAGACAUCAUCAUACUUUGAGCUCGCAAAUCGAGUUGUUGAUGGAACGCCAUGUUCAUACAAUACAUUUGAUAAAUGCAUCAAUGGCCUUUGUGUUCCGGCUGGAUGUGACAAUGAACUUUACUCAACUGCUGAUGUGGAUAUGUGUGGCGUGUGCAAAGGCAAAAAUGAGACAUGUGAGAGCUAUUAUGGCAAUUUGACGCAUUAUCAAUUCCGCGAGAAGGCAAAUUAUCAAAGUAACUACUUUAUAUAUUCAGUUGUGACAAUUCCAAAAGGUGCUACAAACAUAGAGAUUCUUCAAGCUGGUCUUGAAGAUGACCGUAAUUAUAUUGCAUUGCGAGACGAUCAGGACAACUACAUUCUCAACGAUUUACAUCAUAUUGAAGGGAAUCAUAAGAAGAUUUAUUAUGGUGGCGUGACAUUGGAAUAUAACGGUGGUAAAAGUUCAUUUGAGCGCGUAAACUCAACCUACGCAUUACAGUUGAAACGUGAAUUAAAAAUUGACAUUUUAUCGUUCACACCGCCUACAAGGAUUGAAGAUUAUGUCAUUAAAUUCUCAUAUACGCGAUCCGAUACGGGAAAGAGUGUCUUAACAAAUCAAAUUACUAACAAUUACAACAGUAAUAAUGAUUAUAAUACAGUCAAGAAGCAGUAUGGAUGGCAAAUGCAAGAAUGGACUAAUUGCAGUAAUAUUUGUCAUGGCAAGCAAAUUCGAAAGGCUUCAUGCGUUGAAUCCAACUCAAAAACGAUUGUUAACGAGAAUUAUUGCCGGAGUACUGCAAAACCUUACGACGAUUAUCGUGAAUGCAAUACUGAUUGUCGAUUGGGAUGGCAAGUUUAUAAAUCUGAUUGUUCAGUCAAUUGUGGCGAUGGCAAUCGAACAAUAAAAUAUGAAUGCGUUCAACGUUUCGACCGAAAUGAUCAGCAAUAUAAGAUUGUCGAUAGGAAUCAUUGUCCUCACCGGCCAGAAACAACAACAUUUGAGCCGUGCUCACAGGCGUGCAAUGAAGUUCUUUGGUUCUACGGUGAAUGGAGUCCGUGCUCGCGAUCGUGUGGUGGAGGCAAGCAGAACCGAACUUCCAUGUGCUUAUCAGAUCCGGUUCAUCGUCGACAAGUUCAUGAAAAGUAUUGUAGUCACCUGCGUCGAGAAGAGCUAGUUCGAUAUUGCAAUCAAGAUGUCAGUUGUGCAGAGUGGGCGUACGGAGAUUCUUCUCCCUGUUCCGUUACAUGUGGAAUAGGUCAGCAAACGACCGUAAUUUAUUGCAAACAAAAUAAUGAAAUUGUAAAUCCUUCGCUCUGUUCAAGUCCACAACCUAAAGAAAUCAUUAAACAAUGCAUUAUGCCGAAAUGUGAUUCUGUUCAGAAAACGUCUAUAGUAGAUGUUUCAGCAGCACGAAAUCGAUUUAAUUCAAAAAUAAAUGACCCUACAACAACAGUAUUUAAUUUAAACAAUGUUAAUUACAUUGAGACUACGACAACAAUGAUUGCAAAAUAUGAAUGGAGAACGGGUCGAUGGGGCGAGUGUUCAGUGUCUUGUGGAGAGAAGGGUGGAAGGAAAAUUAGAACAGUUAAAUGUACAGAUCCGCAGUCGAAUUUCGAUAUCAUUGAAGAUCAUCUCUGUGAUCAGAUGCAAAAGCCUGUUAAUGUUACGAAUUGUAAUGAGUUUAGGUGUCCUCAGUGGAAUUGGGGAAAAUGGGGAAAGUGUACUAACGAGUGUAAGCGCGAACGUCAAGUUGUUUGUCAAGAUCAUCGUGGCAAUAUUUUGAAAGAUCAAUGUCCUCUCGAAAUGGAACCUCAUAAGUCUGAAGCAUGUUGUCACUUUAGAUGGAGAGCUAUAUGGAAACCAUGUUCAGCCACUUGUGGAACAGGUUAUCGAACAAAGGAAGCUGUUUGCAUGCGUCUAUAUCCGAAAUCAUUGGACAAUCCACAUCCAAUUAAAAAUGGUACACGCGUCGAUCCUAAAUAUUGUGCGCAUAUGGAUAAGCCAGCAUAUGAGAAGUCGAAGAAAGUUUGUAAGAAUAAACAGCCAUGCAUUCAUGCAUUUAGAUGGGUGAUUGGCCCGUGGCUUAAGUGCUCUAGUGGAUGCGGCUCAGGUUAUACAACGAGAAACGUUACGUGCACAAACGGACAUAUCGAAUCGCCGAAUGAAUGUACCGAACAGCGUCCUAUUAAAUACAAACAAUGCGAAAAUAAAAACCAUUGCCGAUGGCGUUACGGAAAGUGGAAAAAUUGCACUUGUGCUGGCUAUCAGAAGAGACGAAUUACAUGUUGGGAUGGAUAUAAGAAUAAAGCAGCUACCAAUUGUCCCGAUGAAGAUAAACCAAUUUCAAGACAGCGAUGUAAUGCACCGCCAAAUUGUUCAUGCAAGAGCAUCCAACACUACAAGCGAACGAGAACGGAUGGCGAAUAUAAAAUCAAUAUUCGAGGGCGUGAAGUGGAAAUUUAUUGUCAUAGUAUGAAUUCAGAGAGUCCAUCAGAAUAUAUAACAUUACGGAAAGGAAAUCAGGAAAACUAUUCAUUAUUCUACAGUAAGCGUACGACUGAUAUGUCGAAAUGCGAAAAUGGGAAGGGCGUUCAUGACGAGUCUAUUCAUUAUGGCACAACGAGAUUUAAUAAAGUUCGUAUCAACAUCAACACACUUCAAAUAAUUGACGAUGAUUAUCAAUUUUCGCAUACCGUUGGACGACAGCAGAAAUAUGCAACGGGUGGUGAUUGUUAUAGUAAUUCUGGCUCGUGUCCGCAAGGUGAUUUCUUUGUUAACUUGGAAGGCACUGGCUUCAGAAUACGACCGAACAUGAUGUGGGAAGCGAAUGGAACAAAUUCAACAAUAGAAUAUCAAAUUAGGCUCGAAAAGCCAUAUCACAAAGUCAGAGCACGAUGCGGAGGCUAUUGCGGGACAUGUCGACCAACGCACCGAGGCAUCUACUUAGACGUACUAUGAAGUAAUUAAAAAAAAUAAUUUAAUUGAGAUAAUUAUGAAGUCAGUACUUGAAGUGAAAAUGUUGUUAAGAUUUUUUUUAUUAUUAUUAUGUAUUUAAAAAACACACAACAUGGAUUAUUUGAUUUUCGCAUGACCGAGAUGAUGAAUAGUCAAGCUAGAGACAGAGGAGAUAAAAUAAUUUCGUUAAGAAAGAUUAAAAAAAUUUCCUUUUUUUGUAAGAAUAUUUUUUGGGAGAAUAAGGGCAACCACAAACGUAUAUCUUAAGCAUUUUCAAUUGUGCCUUAAAUAAUUGAAAAAUGAUCUCUACCAAAAAAAAAAUAAUUUCAAUAACAAAAUAAUGCAAAUGACAAGUUGUUCCGUUUUAUCGAGCAACUGAUGUUAUUAAAAUUUAAUAAAAUAACAAAUUAAAAAUUGAAGAAAAAAAACUGUAAAAUGUAAAAUUUGUAAAACUGUAGAAAAAUAAUAAUAAUAAACAAAAAAAUUGAAAAAAAUGCACGUAUGACGUUGGACCAUCGACUCCAUUUUCGUCUGUGGGGUUUUUGAAGUUCCCAUUCAGUUGAGGAUUCUUUCCCUGAUUUUUUUUUUUUACUUUUAAUAACAUUAUUCAGACAUAAGUCUACUUAAAUUAAUAUAAAUUACUGUGAAUCUUAGUAAGAUAUACCAUUAUACAAUAGAGAAAUUCGUGAUUCCUAGUCAUUUCCAAGCAGCAUCAAAUUUAAUGGCCAUCCGAGUUCCAUCAAGUGACAAAUUUUUAUUUUCCAUCUAUGUUUAAAAUUUUUGAAUUUCAUUUAUUUUAAUAGCUGUAUUGAUAGUUUAAUUGUGUGAAGAAUUGAGGGGUUUUGAGGUUAUAUUGGAGGUUAAGUGAGGGAUUGAGUGGCUUUAUGGUUUUAAGGGUAUCGGUUUCUUGGGGUUUGUUAAGCCAUUCUUGAGAUUAUGGCUAGAUUACACCUUAAUCAUGCUAAAAAGUGUGGCUAGAUUUAACCUUAGUCAGUCUAGAGAAAGUGGCUGGUGAAUCCUUGAGGUACAAGACAAGCCCGAAUAGCACAAGUCGGUUAAUCGAAUAGAAAUCUGGUGCCAAGCCGGAAUGACUCUGGCAUGGUGCUGGAUUUAAAUCCAGUAACACUGGUUUGGUGUCAGAUUUCAGAUCGAUUAACCGACUUGUGCCUUUCGGGAAGAUGCAACCAUGAAACCAAAAGAGAAAGCUACUGACAUCCUAGUGGAGGUUCUGAACAGUGAUCAUUCUAUUAACAUCCUUAACCACUCCUUUUUAGCCCCCCAACUGCCUAUCCUCCCAAAAACCUCCAAUCCCGAUCAUCUCCGAACAAAUCCUCUCAAUACCCAAACAUCUUCCCAUGUGCGUGCCUCAAAACAAAGCUAAUCUCCGAUACAAUCACCAAGAAUAAAUAAAAUCAAUUAAAGAGAAUUCCGGUUACUGGGUCAGUAUACAUUGCAGCUAUUUUCGUGAUGAAAUCGUUUUGAGAAUUGAAAAAAAAACAUUGUUGAUGAAAUUUCAAAAUAAAAAUUUCAAGGAACUCUCGAAAACCCCUCAAAAAAUUGCCAUGAUAUUAAGAAUUACUUACUUGGUCCAUUAUGAUUUAUAAUAAAAAUAAAAAAUUAAAAAAUUGCACUCAAGUAUACAGCAAGCAGCUAUUCUGAGCUUGUUAAAGAUAACAUUGUGUAGCUCGCAAUCAAAAAAAAAUUAAUAAAAAGAAUCAAAAUUCAAGUGUUCAUAGUCGUCCAUUCAGAAUUGUAAGUAGGGAAAUUUGAGAAACGAUCAUCGAAAUAUUUAAAAUUGAAAAAAUAUACUGCCGAGAUACUCAAAAUAUGAAAUAAAGUCUAUUUUUUUUUCUAACGCACCUUCAUCUCUUGCACAUCUCCAGUAAAACCAUCUAAACUAAUUAAUUUUUAUAACUAUACACUUGAAAAGAAAGUAAAGAGUGGAAGUAGAAUAUGUAAGAGUGAUAAUUAUCAACGCACGUACAUACUUUAAAGAUUUUUGUGAAACAAAUGAAAUGAAAUUUUAUGAAAAAAGUAUGAAGUAACUUAAAGGUUGGUGUUUUGGUUUUUGAGGUGGAUUUGAGGGUUUCUGAGAAAGUGAAAAAAUUGUUACAAAACAGCAGAAACUAGUUCGAAUUAGGAUUCGAACCCAUUGACUAGAUUAAAUAAUGACUUUAGUCACAUUGCUCAUUUUAAACAAUAGGUAAAUUUUUGGAUAUUAUUCGAUAUUUUGGCAAAGGCAUGUUGAAUGUUAUUCCUAUAUGAAUCUUUCAAAGGAAGGUUUGAAGAAGCUUUGAGCUUUAUUUGUGCUGUAUGUGAUUUUAAAAAUGCUAUGUUGUGUCCUGAACAACAUGGCAUGUUCAAAGAAUGGUUGCGGAACUGAUGAUUUUGGGUCAAUUUUGAUCAGUUUUGAUCUUUUUUGAUCAUUUGUAAUCAUUUUUGAUCUUUUUUUUGAUAAUUUUCGAUAAUUUUUUUGGUCAUGUUUGAUCAUUUUUGAUCAGUUUUGAUCAUUUUAG
Molecule: messenger RNA, 8463 nt
Organism: Chironomus riparius
Lineage: Eukaryota; Metazoa; Arthropoda; Insecta; Diptera; Chironomidae
Source: the annotation of a GenBank genome assembly